This is a messenger RNA of Pelodiscus sinensis (Chinese soft-shelled turtle), 2099 nucleotides long. The record is from RefSeq and is a predicted model, not a curated record. Lineage: Eukaryota; Metazoa; Chordata; Testudines; Trionychidae.
UUAAAAGCAUUUCCGGAAAAUCAUGCCAGUCUAGACGUAGCCUGUGUGCAUGGCAGAUUCAGAGGAGUCAGAUCUCUUGACCUCUCCUUGCUUUUCGGGGCUUGCUCUCUGGGGCAGCUUACACUUGCUCAGCCUCAGUCCCUUUUGAGGGGCAUUUUGUGUGUGGAAUUGUUAACAAAUCCCCCAGCUCCACUUCUGUUUCUGUCCUUGCAAAACAGACUCCAGAAUGGGACCUGGAGCCAAUGCACCCGCUGCCUUUGCAAUCCCGCUCUGACCCCAGACAGACUUGUGAGAGAGAAAUCCAGCUACAAAUGAGAGAGAUUUCAACAUGGCCUGGAAUAGCCACAAUUCCAGUUAUGGACAGGAUGAUGGAUUCUCAUUCCAUGCGGUGGCUGACUCUGGAGAGGAGAGUGGGAACAGUGGAGAAGAAAUUAGUGGAUUGUGAGAAAACAGUGGUGCAAUUUGAAAGCCAGCUGGAGAGCAAGUGGGCCAUGCUGGAGACGCUGAUCCAGGAACAUGAGCUGCUGCAGCGACGGCUGGAGAACAUGGAGAACCUGCUGAAGAACAGGAACUUCUGGAUCCUGAGGCUUCCGCCAGGCACUAAGGGGGAAAUCCCGAAGGUGCCAGUGACGUUCGAUGAUGUCUCCGUCUACUUCAACGAGCAGGAGUGGGGGUGCUUGGAGGAGUGGCAGAAGGAGCUGUACAAGAACGUGAUGAAGGGGAAUUAUGAGGCCCUGAUCUCCCUGGACUACGCCCUUGCCAAACCCGACUUGCUGUCCCGGAUGGAGCGAGGGGAGGAGCCGUGUGUCGGGGAUCGGGGGCGGUCGGAGGCGAGCGAGAGCCCUGCAGACCCUGGCCCAGAACCCCCCGUUUCUGCACCGGGCCUUGCAUCGUGGAUUAACCAGGAGGAGGCGGAUCCGGGCUGCGGGGGCCCGGGGGAGAGUGAAAUCCACGCGCGCCCCUGCUCCGAGUUUCAGACGGUCCCGCCCGAUCCCGUAUCCUGGAGCAGACGAGAGGGAGAGCCCUGUGGGCGGGAUCGGCCCGUCUCUGGGGGAAGCAGAACCCCGGCAGGCCCCAGCCCUGAGACUCCUGCGCCUGACCUCUCCCCCUGGAUUACACCGGAGCAGCAGCCGUGUGCGGGGCCUUGGCCGGCUUUGCAGGACAGGGAGCUCCCUAGAGAGCCCAGCCCAGCACCCGGCAGGGCUGUGGUCAAAGCCGAGGGGGGGCAGGAUGAGGAGAAGCCUGAAGGCCUGGUGCUGAUGAGGCGGUUCCUGGGAAGAGCAGAGGAAGAGGCUUUCCUGAGGCCAAACCAGCUUGUGAGGCUGGGGAGGCCAGGCGUCUCUGAGGGGCUGGGCGCGCUGACCGAAUGCGGGAGCAGUUUCUGUGAUUCCCAGGCAGCGGCUGUGCAGGGGGAAGCCCCCACCCAGCAGGGCUGGUGGAAAACUGAGCAGCAACUUCUGCCCCAGAGAAUCCCGACGGGAGACCCCUCCGGCCGCACUGAACACGAGGGAAGCGCCUACCUGCAGUCCCGCCUCCAGAAGCACCAGCUGUCCUGUGGGGCGUACGCCUGCGCCCAGUGCCAGAGCAGCUUUCGGCAGCCGAGGAACCUCAGACACCAGCGAACCCACGCGGGGGAGAGCGCCGGGUCGUUCCCUUGUCUUGCCUGCGGGCAGAGCGUGGGCAGCCACCCGGAGCUCACGCAGCACCAGCGGCUGCACGGCAGAGAGCGCCGGUACAAGUGCCCCGAGUGCCCCAAGCGCUUCCUGCAGAAGCGGCACCUGGUGGCGCACGCGCGGCUGCACACGGGCGAGCGGCCCUUCCAGUGCCCGGCCUGCGCGAAGACCUUCAGCGAGAAGUCCAACCUCAACAAGCACUACCGCAUCCACACGGGCGAGCGGCCCUACCACUGCGCCCAGUGCGGCAAGCGCUUCAUCCAGAAACCCCAUCUCCAGAAGCACCAGCGCGUCCACGGGGGGCCUGGCAGGGCUGCCUGCCUGGCCGCCGCUGCCCAGACCCCCCCUGCGGGGGAGGGACUCUAUCCCUCCCUCCAGUGCCUGGCGAGCUUCUCUUGGAAGGCGGCCCUGGAGCAGCACCAGUGA